AUAGCUAACUAACGUUAGCAAGCUUAGCGAGGCUAUUUGAUGUGAGCCACUAGUCUAUGACAAACAAUAGGCUACUCCAUGUACUGAUAAUUCAUGUUCUGCAAUCAAUGCGCCCUUGCAAGUGGCAUAUUUGCCGUCAAUAUAGACCUCAAUACAUAGUUAGCUAGAUGAGUUGGCUGCUUGGUGGUACUCACAAUAUGCAUUUGUUAUGUGCCAAGACUCAUUGGAUUUAACGUUACUGCAGUGAGAUGCAAGUUAGGCUUGUCAAUUAGCCUGAGGUUAGUUUGAUAAACUGUGUGGGGGUAAUUCAGGACACAAAGCACCCAUUAGGUGUUGUGGUGUAAUAACCAGUCAUUUUUACAAGCAGACAGAGAAGUUGAGUGGGUGGACUCCCUUGGUCAGUUGGUGUAGGCCAAACAUUAAACUUGGAAUCAUCUGUAGUUACACCACUAUAUCUAAUAUUACAUAACCUAUUUCCUCAGACUCUCACCAUUUUCACUGUUAUAAAAAGGACUUUAUAAAAAUCUAUUGGAUUGAUAUGCUUAAGGAGAUAGGCCUGGUCAGCUACUUGGACAUUACUAGGUCUAACCAAACUAUAUUUAAGUUGACCCUGGGUGUCACCCAGAUAGCUAGUUAAGUCGGUGUGAGAUGGAUGUAGAUAUAAAGCCAGAGGAGGAUGAGAUGGAGAUAUCCCCAGCUGUCAUUUUGUCUGACUCUUUUAAUGCAAGUUAUUCAUAUGCCGAAAAUUGGUAUGACACAACAAAAUAAAGCCUUAUUUGUGUUCCGUUAGAAGAUACAAAAUCAAGAGAUAGGGAGAUUAAAAUUAAAUCAACAACAGUUGGUGCUCCAGCUGUAAAUGUGGGUGGUAAAGGUGUUGUCCAUGUUCACACAGAACAGGAUAACCCAAGCACCCCUGUAGGGAAUUUAAUCAAAGAUAAGCCAUGUUUUUACAUAUCUCCCAAUGAUAUUCAGAUUGGAAAAGUAUGUACCUGUUCUCAGUCGCAACAUUUAGUUGCAGAAAGUGUUUCUUUGGGAGGACAAAUCAACCCAACUGCACAGAUAUUUAGCAGCUUUCAAAUACAGCCACUAAACAAUGAUCAAGUGCUGACUGAUUAUGUUAAUCUCCCAAGUCAAAGUAUUGCCAAACCGUUUCUGAUAAUUUCACCUGCAAUAGCAAGUGACAGUAAUUUAACUCCAGUGCUGCAACCAUGUCAUAUGAGGACUCACAGGCCUAUUCUUCCAGCCUAUUGUACACCAUUUACUUCUACCUCUGUUCAAGAGGAAGACUACGACGUUAAAAUUAAAAAAAGAGGGAAGAAAAUGGUCAAGGCACAAAAAGGGAGAAAAGAUGGAGAUAUGUGGCGACAUCGUGUUAAUUACUCAAAACAUAUUUCGCAAAGGUCGUCAGCUGGAAAAAAGUUGAAGGAUCCAUACUCCAACUGCAAGAAAAUUGGCUUGAAUUUCAAUGUUGGGUCUGGAUCCAAUCAGAAACUAGAUGUGCAGUUGCUGACUAAAGGUGUGAUGGUUGAGGUUUCUGAUUUUGCUAAAGAAGUUAAUAGAGCUCAGCAGCAUGUUGUCUGUGACAUUCUAGAGUACAACUUUGAUCUUGGUUUGCAAAAGCAUCAAAGGUAUGAUUUUGCGACACAUACUAUGCACAAAUUAAGAGAAUUGAUGAGAAACCGAAAAACUGUUCUAGGAACACCUCCAUUACCAAUUCAGGUUUUUACCCUUCCUGAUUCCAACACGAUAAAAGGUUCAAAAUAUGCCCUUUCAACUGCAAAGAAUUAUAACCGUGUGUCAGAAAAUCUUGAACCUGCUGACACGCUCUUAAUGGACAAAUCUCAUCUGGACAUCGUAUCCAGACUUACUCAGCAUUUCAAGACAGACAACCUGUUAACUGAGAAAGAUGUAACGCAGUGUGCUGGUGGAACGGCGUACAGCCUUGCAAGGGACCAAAACGGGCAUCUAAUGGCGUCUACAAUAUCAAAAACAAUGAAGGACCCCUAUCCCCUCUGUAAGAAAAUAGGAUUAGAACUUGAUGUGAAAUCCAAUUUUGGGGCAAAAGAGAAACGUAAUGCGGAAUUAUUGACCAACGGUGUAAUGAUUGAACUUGGCAAUUUUGCCAAAGAUGUUUGUGGAACUUACAAGCAAAUUGUCAUUGAUGUCCUAGAGCACAAUUUUGAUCUUGAUUUGCCUAUUGAGAAAACCAAGCUGUCUACCUAUAUUAUUACAAAGUUGAGACGAGUUGUUAAGAAAAUGACAUGCAUGGCACAUAGAAGGAAACCUCCAUAUUUAAAGGAAUCAUUCUCACUGGGGGUUGGCACAAGAAAGAAACCUGCAGUGAUUUCCAGUAAAAUGCAGGUCAUUAACUCAAUUGACUCAAUUGUGUGGAAAUAUCAAGGACCGAAAAAAGUAACAGAAAGAAAACGAUUCGAUUUGAGAAGGAAAAAGGGAGAAAGAGCCACUUGCAAAGUAAGAGACACGAAGGCAGAGAAAUUUCAUAGAGGUAGACGGGUCGGCCUAAUUUCUCAGUCUGUGAAGAAACAGACCAUCUCCAACGAGACUGGACUCACAUUGUCAGCUGGAAAAACGAAGGUCCCUGUCAGCAAAAUUAAAAAGGCAAACGUGAUGCCUUUUGCAGAGAAAGUGGUGAAAAACUGCUACCCCUUGUGCAAAGAAGAAGGUGUGGAACUUGAAUUGAGAUCCAAACCACCAUCCAAAACAAAACUUGACUCACAGUUACUGACUAAUGGCGUAAUGUAUGAGGUUCAUAAGUUUGCAAAAAAUACAAAAAAGGCUUAUAUGUAUACUGUCUAUGAUAUACUGGAAUAUAAUUUUGAUCUAGAUUUGCAAAAUCAGAAACGCUGUCAAUUUGCCAUACAUAUUUCAUCUAAACUGAAACGAAUGGCUAAACGGAAACAUGUCACAAAUGAAGACUUUUCAAAAGAAGUGUUUAUAAUACCGCUUGUGACUAGACAAUACAAGAAAAAAGAAGCUACUCCACCUGCAAGAUUGUCAAAAAGACAAUUGGAUUUGAAAAGGAUUACAAGAGGCAAAUGAUACAGAGGAGAAGAUGAACUAUCAGAAGAUGGUUAACAAGAGCGGUUUGAAAUAUCUGGUCGCUGAUGCAAGGACUGUAUGGUCUCUGCAUGCUGAAGAGAUCAUCUCUAUCGAAACAGAUGAAACUGUCAAGCUUGGCCAAGAUAAUGGACCCACUGACUUCUGCUUAAAGGAGUCUGACGUUCACUCUGGGGUCAUAGAGCAAACCCCAUACCCAGAGAACUACCAAGUUGACAUUUGCAGGAAAAUGAUCAAUGAAAUUGUUACGAGUGGUGAAAUGCAACAGAUGAGAUGGAUUUUUGUAACCUUUUCAAAGUGUUUUGGUGCUGGGACUGGUUCCGAAAAGAAAUUUGAACAAAUCCUCGCUGAAUACAGAUCAGACAUCCUACCACUGAUGGUUGAGAAACAUUGUGGCUUUAGUUCCACUGAAAAGACAAUGAUGUGCCUUGUAAGUCAGCUCUUCUGUGGCUUACAUUUGAUUGAUGGCUUUGCUCACCAGGCAAAAACAAGUCUUCUACUUUGGGAAAAUAUGAUUUUAGGAGAUAAGGAAGUAGGAGUCCAUAGCUCCCCUAACAUUGGGACAACAGAGUUGGAGUCUGGAACAGUGCGUUUGGUGAGUUCUGUGAGUGAUGCUGUGCAAGAGCUUGGAUGGGCAGAGGACGGUCAGCUUGUUCCGUUCGAAACCUUUUUGACCAGCAAAAAAUAAUUUGAUGAAGUUCCUUUGUCUCUAUCCAUUGGACAUAGAAUUGAUGGUCUGUUUCAUAAUUCUGCUGGGGUGUAUAGCAUCCAUGAUGAUUUGGUUGAGUUUACCAGUACGUACGGAGCUGAGAGUAGUUUGCUUGCCACAGUUGUUGCUGAUUUGGAGGUUCAACAGUUCAAGGCCGGAUGCAGAGCUCUGGGUCUGGUUUCCAAGCUUAUCAUUGAUCCUCUCUGGAGAGCCUUAACUUUGAAGGGAAACGUGUUGGAGAUGGAAGAAAGAUACCAAACCCUUGUUACCAAACUCAAGGAAUUGCAGGAAGAUGGGAGAGACCUUGUUGAAGGAAAUGCAUGCUUGUUUGAUGACAUUGAGGUACCCAAGAACCUUGUGUUUGACAGGCUUACCAUGUGGACCGACACAGACUUUUUUUGAGUUGACUGUUCAGAUUGUUGAGUUGAUCCUAGCCAGUUUUCUGAAGGUAUGUUCUAUGAUGCGUCCAGUCGAUUUAGAGCUCCUGUCACAAAAGAAUGAUCGAUUCAGAAAGGAUUUGGCAAUAUUAGAUCAAUUGCAAAAAGCUAAGUCAAAUGCAGUCAGUAUUGCCAUUGAAGGCAUGGACAUGUGCAAGAAGAAUCAGAUUUGGGAAUGGCUGUCCUUUUUGGAUGAACCAAAAAUAGUGUCAAUGAGGAGAACAUUCCAGACAGUGUAGGCAAAGGAAGAAGAAAAGCUCACUGCCACACCUGCAGAAGAAUGAAAAUGGUAAAGUAAUAGACAUGACAGACAGAGUGAGUGAGUCUUUUAUUUGUUUAUUUAUUUACUAAUGAACCACAGUAGGACUAUACAGGACAUAACCUUUUUUUAUAACAGGUUUAACUUUGUCCCUUUCAAAAAUGUUGCAUGAACGUGAUUUUCUUUCUAGCACCUUAACUUUUGUGUUCAGACUGGUGAAAGAUAAACAGCAAUGCAACCUCAGACAAUAAGUAGAUGCAAGUAUAAUAUAGUUACACUAUAUACUUAUUUUGUGAUAUAUUGUAUAGCCUAAUGAUGUUCAAACGCGGUGUCAGUGAAUGUUGAACGUCAAAUAACGCUUAUCCAUCAUCCAUGCUUCGUCUCAAUGGUUGAAUUUGCAUAUUUCCUUGGCCUUCUUUUGACGCCUGGUCUUGUUUUUGAAAAGACUAAUUGAAUGAAAAAAAAUCUAAUUUUGAAAGGAGACCAGUCAUUAUUUUAGUGUUAUUAGCUUAUUUCUGGACCAUUUUUCCCCUCACUUUUUUGUAUAACCAUUGAAUUGCCUACUUGAAUGGUCAUCUUAAAUAGAAACAAGAUGGAGAGCAAGGCUCUGAAAGUUGUCAACUUUUCCACUGUUCAAAAUUAAUCAUGCUUUAUUUUUUUUAAUACCUUUUUUUAAAAUCAUAUUUUGGUAAUCUGUUUUUGAGAGACUGUUUUAUCGCUAUAUUUUUGUUGGAGAUCAAGAUGUUUUCAUUAGGACAAAUGCACUGCAGUGCUUUUCUAUCUGCUGCAACAUUCAACGUUGCACAUUUAUGUAGACUUCAGGAAGAACAUGCUUUUAUAUAUAAACAUCAGAUAAUUUGCAAAAGGCUGAGUUCCAGGUUUGUGAUGUCCACCAUGAGAGAUUCUCAUUAAAGUUGAACCAGUGACUGACCCGCAAUUUGUUUGUGUGAAAAUCAAAGCCUGAUUCAGGUCCAAGGUGUACCAGAUCCGACCCAAAAUAUAUCCGAAAUGAGGGAGAAUCUGAUCCAGAGUCUCAGAUGGGGAGCUGGACCUCUUGAAGACCAAGCUAGACUGGCAGGCCUGUGGAUCUCUUGUUCUGGGCUACUCAGAGGUGCUGCCAGAACUGGACCUCGGCACUAUCAAUUCACAGACCACCACCUACAGCCCCUCCAUACAAACCUGCACAUAGGACAAGUGCUGGGCCUCAGUCACAACGUCAUCACUGAUGCUCUGACUGAAACUAGCCUACACCAACUGGUCUUUGCCAACUGUUCCACUAACCUACCGUAUAGUGUGCAUUGGAGUGCUUGCCUGUGAUUGAGAAAGCGUGCGAUGUAGCCUCUUCAACAACAGACUUGCAAACAGAACAUCCUUCCUGACACACAAGACAAGAGUUCUGAGGUCUUGUAAAGAGGGAUGAGAGGACUGCCAAUAGAUUAUACUGAUUCAUUACUUUGAUCAGUCCUACUUUCAACACUUCGUACUAAAAAUGUACUCUGAUUGCCCAAUUAGGCUUGCAUGGAUUUCAGUGGAGUUAAACAUGACACAUGCAGUGUCACUGUUUCGGGGCUACGAGAAGGGGUCGAGAAGGGGCUACGAGAAGGGGUCAAUUUGGAAUUCAGCACUGUCCAUGGGUUGACCGACCUGAACCUUUUUUUUUCUUAAAUGUUUUUUUUUUUUUCACAGUAUAGCUGGAAAUGUAAAGAUUGAAACAUAGUAGGGGCAUAGACCGAGGGUGGCCGAGGUGGGGCCCAAUCCCUGUUGCCAGGGGGCCCAAUCCCUGUUGCCAGGGGGCAUAUCUGGUACAGAGUCAGGGAGCUUAGACCACUACACUAGACUCCGUCACGACUGACCUGUACUUUUUACCAGAACAGAAAUACUGUGUUCAUCAGAUUCUCCUCACUGUAAAACUCAGAAUGGUUGUGAGGUCACAGGGAAAAGACUGAUCUGAGGGACCACAGACUCACAAAACAUUGUAGCUCACCUGACUGGAAAACACAGCUCUUGGUGGUGCCAAUGUCUGACAUGAAACAAAAAUGAAAACAUAACAGAUAAUUGCUCUCUACUUCCUACCACAAUCUUAUAUAUUACAUACUUAGAAUAUGAAUGUGAUUAUUCAUACACUCAUAUUAGGCCUAUUUCUCUUUGGUUGGGGUUAUUCAAUGGUUAAGUGGACUAGCUACCACUAUGGCAUUUUGAUGUUAUGGCGCCAGCGCUGGCUGGCUGAGAAGACAAGUAAAUGGGCUAAUAGUUGGCAGGGCGAUUUGGGUUUUUCCAACUUUGUAUUACCGUAUCAAAUAAUUUAAUGAAGGUAGAAAAAUAACUUUAUAUCAGUGUUAUGCAUGUUGUUCAAGCGUGUAACUGCCCUCUCAUUCGCUAGAAUGGUCCCACCUGAUCUCGCCUCCUCCCGACUUCCUUCCAUCUUUGAAGACAUGUAUUUUCAUUGUUAGAGUGGCCACUUGAGUAUCUUAUCUAUAUAAUUGUCAUGACUGUCACUCCUUGGUGAGGAUCAAAGGUGCCGGAUCAGCUAGGCCAAUGGCUGACAGCCAAACUCUCUCUCUCCUGGGGGAGUUGGCCCGGUUUUAUGAUUUAACGACCAGAUUGUAAAUACCUGGCAGAAACUCUCCCUUUGGCUCUGCAGUAUUGAAUGUCUGAGUGUUACAGAGAGACUCUUGCUAAAAACUUUAACAUCCAAAGAUUUGACAUUGGAACAUUAGUUUUGAAAUCCAAACGCUUGGAAUGGUUGGUGGGUUUAUUAUUUUGAUGGUGUAACAUUGUAACUUUAAGAGCUUUCACAAUGUAUUGAUCAGAUUUGCAUCUAAAUGUUGUAUAAAAUAAAUGAUUAAGUAUAAGAAUACUGUUGUGAAGAUAAAAUAUGAUUUUAGCCUUCUAAAUGAGAAUUGUUUUUCAUAUAAACAUUUACUAAGUCAGUAACCACGUCCACGUGAGCACAGACUUCGUGUCAGCAUGAUGGAACGCCCCUUUUUACCUAAGCAUAAAAGGACUCGUAAGGAAAUGUACAUUAGA
Oncorhynchus tshawytscha (Chinook salmon) is the source of this 7510-nucleotide messenger RNA. RefSeq lists its product as uncharacterized. NCBI's taxonomy places the organism in Eukaryota, Metazoa, Chordata, Actinopteri, Salmoniformes, Salmonidae. The record is from RefSeq and is a predicted model, not a curated record. The coding region runs from base 1216 to 3060 and encodes 614 amino acids. The transcript is spliced from 6 exons.